Messenger RNA from Penicillium diatomitis, 204 nucleotides. RefSeq lists its product as uncharacterized. The record is from RefSeq and is a predicted model, not a curated record. Bases 1 to 204 code for a protein of 67 amino acids. The transcript has 2 exons. NCBI's taxonomy places the organism in Eukaryota, Fungi, Ascomycota, Eurotiomycetes, Eurotiales, Aspergillaceae.
AUGUCCGACUCACAAGCAAAAACUCUAUCCCCUUUUGGUAUUCCUCUUAUCUAUUUACCUGAAGAUCCCUAUCAGAAAGUCGGACGUGGUUGUCUGGCAUACCCAGAGCUGAGAUAUAUUGCCGUGGUACUAAGAAACUGUCUUAUUGAGGAGAUAGGAUACCGAAGUGAUACUAAAAGUAACAUCUACCAGAGCUGGGCGUGA